AUCCCCAGCCCAGUAUUAGCUAUCCUAUCACCAUCUGCAACUUCCAGUAAUGGAACCCCACUCCACAUGAAACCCUAAUAUAUGUAUAUAUAUAUUGUCAGUUCUUCUACGUUUCCUUUUUUCAAUAGUCAAAAGUCAAAGCCAUAAAUCCAUGGAAUCCAAUUCCAAACCGUCGUCACUGUCACCGCCAUCGCCUCCAAUUCUUAUCUGCUAACAUCAACGCUUCAUGGACGCGCGUCGUGCCUCUCGAGCCGUCAGCGACCCCAAGGUGCGCCGCGUAGGAUUCUUCACUCCCGACGCUCAGGUCCAACCCCUAUCCGGCCGAACUCAGUCCGGUCCACCCGCCGCUGCAUCCCCCUCCUCAGAGUCUCCGGCCGGCAAUUCCUUAUCUCCGGUCAUGAUUCCUCCGCCACGUCAACUCUCUGACCUAACGUCCCGUACAGCUGCUGUACCGGUUCCGGAUUCAGCGUUCCGUCGUCCGGUCGCCGGGGACCAUGUACCGAUCGGAAGCUACAACCCGGCGUCAGACUCGCUGCUAGGGACCUCUCCUGCGGCCUCGCCUAAGAGUUUGUCCGCGGACGGAGAGUUGGAGUUCUCGGAGGAGUCUUCACCCGGUUUGUACCGCCGGAACUCUUCCGGCAAGCUGGCUUCGAGUUUCCCGGGCGGCGGCUUUGAAUCGACGAAGGUGAAUGUACCGAAUAAUUUAGCCGCGAAGGCGAGGAAUUUGGCUGUUGGUUCAGAAGUGAAGAAAUCUCUUGACGUGCCUGUUCUUGCAGAAAAGAGUGGGGAGAUUGUUACUGAAAUGCAAAAUGAGCCCCAACCCACUUCAAAACCCUUGAAAUCCAAAACAACGAAAGCUGAAAGACGUGCAUUACAGGAGGCUCAACGUGCUGCAAAAUCUGCUGCAAAAGAUGGAAGUAAUUCUGCUGCAGUACCUGGUAGAGUUGCUUCUAAUAAAUCUGUGAAGCAGCCUACACUAAGGAAAGAGUCUUCUUCUAUUGCACCUUCAGUGGCUGCUUCUGACAAGAAAGGAGUUGAUUAUCUGCCAGACAAAGAAAGAAAGAAAGAUGUUCCUCCACCACGCAUGCAAUUUGAUGAUAAGAAUCGAGUGGAGAAGGCAAAAAAGCGUGCAUUGUUCUAUCAAACUGAAGCUAAAAAUAGAGUUGAAUUGUUUCUGCAUUUGCCCCAGUAUGAACAUGGGACCCAACUUCCUGAUCUUGAAUCAAAGUUUUUCCAACUUGAGCCAAUACAUCCUGUAAUUUAUAAGGUUGGAUUACAGUAUUUGACUGGAGAUAUUUCUGGGGGGAAUGCUCGUUGUAUUGCCAUGCUUCAAUCAUUUCAGGAAGCAAUUAGAGACUAUUCCACUCCACCAGAGAAAAGUCUUUAUAGGGACUUAACUGCUAAACUCAGUAGUUAUAUUUCAUUUUUUACAGAAUGCAGACCACUUUCUAUCAGUAUGGGAAAUGCAAUUAGGUAUAUAAAGAGUCGUAUUGCCAAAUUACCACAUUUGCUUUCUGAAUCAGAAGCAAAAGCUGCAAUUUGUGCAGAUAUUGACAUCUUUAUAAAUGAGAAGAUACUACUUGCUGACAAGGUGAUAGUAAGGCAUGCUGCUACGAAGGUUAGAGAUGGGGAUGUUCUUCUCACGUAUGGAUCAUCAUGUGUGGUUGAGAUGACUCUGUUGUAUGCCCAUGAGCUUGGAAUACAAUUUCGAGUUGUGGUAGUAGACUCACGCCCAAAGUUUGAAGGUCAAGCAUUAGUUCGGAGGCUGGUGGCUAAGGGAUUGAGUUGUACAUACACUCAUAUAAAUGCGGUUUCUUAUGUUAUGCAUGAAGUGACAAAAGUGAUUUUAGGGGCUGCCUCUGUAUUGUCAAAUGGAACUGUAUAUUCUAGAGUUGGGACUGCAUCUGUAGCUAUGGUUGCUCAUGCAUUCCGAGUUCCAGUCUUGAUCUGUUGUGAAGCAUAUAAAUUUCAUGAAAGGGUACAACUUGAUUCAAUUUGCUCCAAUGAACUAGGUGACUCUGAUGCUAUAGCAGUGGUUCCUUGUAGAAAGGAUGUGAAUUAUCUGGAACAUUUGGCAAAUAAAGAAAAUCUACAACUUCUAAAUUUAUUGUAUGAUGCUACUCCAUCAGAUUAUAUUACAAUGAUUGUAACAGAUUAUGGCAUGAUCCCACCCACAAGUGUACCUGUCAUUGUACGUGAGUAUCGAAGAGCAGAAGUAUGGUUGUAGAGGACAAUCAUAUUAGACCAGAUUAUUACAUGAUUAAGGUUCAAGUCUGACGGAAUUCGUCAUACAGGUUUUAGUGUCAUGCAAGAGAUAAUUUCAGAAUUUUUACUACAAUGCCUGAGAGCUCUUCUAAAGAUUCUUUGCCCUAGAAGAUGGUGUUAUCCAAAUGUCAAAGAGCUGGUUUUUUUUUUUCGUCUUGAUUUGCAAGUUUUGAACAAGAAUUGCUGGUGAUAAAAUGCAAGAGAUCAUUCUGGAAAACAAGUAAAUCAGUUUUGGAUGAAUAAAGUAGAUGUCUUUUAUUUGCCACUUCUCGGAUCCUUUGUAUUGAUUCAACUAUGUAACAUACAAAGUUUAAGUGACGAUUGACCUAUAGUAAUAUAGCAUGCUCUUGUUUCCAA
Molecule: messenger RNA, 2622 nt
Organism: Humulus lupulus (European hop)
Lineage: Eukaryota; Viridiplantae; Streptophyta; Magnoliopsida; Rosales; Cannabaceae
Exons: 7
Coding region: 227-2227 (666 amino acids)
Source: RefSeq, a predicted model, not a curated record